GUGAUCAGCUAUUGUAGGGCACGGGUGUUUUUAAGUGCUUUUGUUCUGUGGUGCUUAGAGAUUUUGUGACUGUUCAUUGUGUAUUUGAUGUACAUAAUGGCGACGAUGAGUAACGAAGACUUUUUUCAAUUCAUAGAACAUUACCAGACCGAAAACUGUAUUUGGAAUCCUCAAAACAAGCACCACAAAAUCAAAAAUUUACUCUGAUCAGGGGGGUGAAACAUCUUAUGGGCGAACUGGCAACACCAAGGUCAUCCUCUC
Acanthoscelides obtectus is the source of this 261-nucleotide messenger RNA. Lineage: Eukaryota; Metazoa; Arthropoda; Insecta; Coleoptera; Chrysomelidae. The record is from the annotation of a GenBank genome assembly.